AACAACAUUCAGAGGAGCAGUCAUGAGAUUAUUCAUAACAUGUAUUUUAUUAAUUUCAACGAAGAUGAAAUAUAUCUUAACAUCAAGUUCGUGUAUGAAUCAACCGGAAAAUCAAACUGGAGCCGCUCGCUUAGAAGAUUUACAUCUCGAUAAAUGUAGAUUAGAAGACUCUGCGUGUUUGAUCAAAGCUUUUCAGAACGCAAUCCCAACCUUCAGCAAGGGUUUACCAGAAUGGGGCGUAGACGUGAUGGAUGUCAUGGAAUUUGAUGAUGAUGUAAAGUUUGAUAUUGCCGGAUUUUCUUUACGUUUUGCGAACGGUCGGUUGAAAGGAUACAGAAACAUAAUUUUAAAUACUGUAAAAUGGGACACAAAAAAUCAAACAGUAUACGUUGACUACACUGCCCCAACUUUUGCAUUAUCAGGGACAUACGCGGCGAAUGGGCGAAUUUUUUCAAGGCCUAUUAUAGGUGAUGGUGACAUAAAGCUUCAAAUAAAAAACAUUAUUGUGAAAAUACUAUUGUUCAUUAACACGUACAAGAAAAAUAAUAAGACAUACGUUUGUAUUAAAGACUACAAAUAUGAUUUCAAUGUUGAAGGAAGUGCUCGAUACAAUCUCACGAAUCUCUUUAAUGGAAACAAGGAAUUGAGUGAUGUUGCAUUGAAAUUUAUCAAUACUUAUUCGAAAGAAAUCACCCACGAAUUCGGAAGACCGUUGAUGGAUUCUGUGGGAUCUAAGGUGUUCAGAAAUGUGGACAGGUUCCUAGCCCGUGCGCCUCUAGAAGACAUAUCAUAUUCAUAUCAAUAA
Molecule: messenger RNA, 805 nt
Organism: Pararge aegeria (speckled wood butterfly)
Lineage: Eukaryota; Metazoa; Arthropoda; Insecta; Lepidoptera; Nymphalidae
Product: circadian clock-controlled protein daywake-like
Exons: 6
Coding region: 23-805 (260 amino acids)
Source: RefSeq, a predicted model, not a curated record